This is a messenger RNA of Plectropomus leopardus (leopard coralgrouper), 1349 nucleotides long. Lineage: Eukaryota; Metazoa; Chordata; Actinopteri; Perciformes; Serranidae. The record is from RefSeq and is a predicted model, not a curated record.
CGGCUCUGGUCCUCUGUCCAGCUGGACGUUUACACCCAGACAUCAUGUCAGAGGGGAGACGUGGCAUCACACUGAGCCGGUUCCGCUUCCUCUCCUGUCUCCGAAAAACUCUUUCGUUUGGCCGUUGAAGCCUCCGGAUCCUUUAGACUUCACAGAACAUAUGCAGAACUUCUACCUGGACCACCGUCAGGACGUCUUCGAGUGCAUGGGUGAAAUAUUGAGUGGAAGCUUCAACUUCAGAGAAAGACGGAAAUGGCAAAGAGGUCGCAAGGAUUCAGUCCGCAUCGGGAGGCUGUCAGGGUUCCUCAACAAGCUGGAGUUUAAAACGUGUACGCAGCCGUAUCCCUGUCAAAUGCUAAACAGGUACAGCGCCCUGCUGUGGGACGCAGUGCCCGCCAUCCCUCCUGAGCUGCUGGCUCCUCUGCUGUUCGAGGAGCUGACGGAGCAGAGAGACCGCAUGCUGUUCUCCGAAGGAGCCACAGGGGGCGCUCUGGCCUUUGUCCCCUUCUCGCAGAGCGGCGGCGACUCUCAGCACGGCUGCCUCCUCUACCCCAGAAACCGGGGACUGAACCGCCUCAAUUUCCACAGAGUGGAGCUGCAGCACCACAGAGGAGGAUCCUCCCGCGUGGACAUCAGCAGCAGCCCGAUCAGUUUCCAGCUGAAAGGCCCCGUCAGACAGAUCAGCACCGCCUCCCUGCUCAACGACUGUUGUGUCGCGGUGCGGUCCCAUCACCUGUGUGGAGUUUGGAGGUUCAGUGAAAGAAACGAGCCUCGUCUGCUGCAAGUUGUCAACACCAGAGAGGUGGCGACCUGCAUCAGCGUCAGUCCUCAUAUUUUAGGUGAAGUUUUGGUGGCGAGUGAGAGCGGAGCAGCACACCUGUGGACCGUCGGCAGAGGAUUGCAGAAGAUUAAGGAGGAAGAUCACAACCUGUACUUCAACGCCAAGUCGUCAUGGCGAUGGUGCGAGUUCUCCGCCCACCCGAGGGUGAUGCUGUACGUGGACAGGACGGGGGUGGAGCUCACAGACAUCAGGGAGAGUCCGGCCUCGAGUCACACUCUGUUUCGUAUCAGCAACACUUCCGAGUGUCGCAGUGGAGAGAGACUCAUACUGUCCAAAUAUCUGGGAGACGUCCACCCGUUCCACCACCUCAUCACCACACAGUACUCGGCGUACAUCAUGGACGAGCGUUUCCCCUGCAUGCCCAUGAUCAAGUGGGACCACAUGAUGCAGUCUCCACCCAUGUUUUGUCACGCUGUCCGUGGUUCCUCUUCAGGUGGCGCGGCGAAAACCACAAAGAUCCUGCUGGGCUCUCAGAGCUCUCAGGAGAUCACAAUGCUGCAGUACUCAG